GGAGUUUUGGUACCAAUUCGAGAAGUCGGAAGGGUGGGCACCGGAGCAGCUGGUCAAGUUGAGACAAAUAGGGUCAGUGGCCGAGUAUAGGGCGAAAUUCCUCAAGUUGGGCAACCAAUGCAAAGGGGUGCAUGAGAAAACACUGAUGGGUCUAUGUAUGGCCGGACUAAGGCCAAAGAUCGCUACCGCAGGCCGGGUCUUUGAGCUGGAAUCCUUGAGAUUUUCUUUUCGUCUUGCAGGUUACAAGGAGGAGGAGAUCGCUAGCUGAAGAAGCACCAUAGGCCGCUUCCAAAAGCCUAGCGGAGGAGGAAGCAACAUCAUGGCGGUCAAUGGAUGAGGAGGGGCUUCGGCCAUGGUGAGUUCAGGUAGAGGAACAACGACGACCGCCACCGUAUCAGUGGAUCACCCCGGACCAAGAGCACCACCGAAGGGCUUUGUUCGGCUAUCUUCGGCGAAAAUCGAGCAGAAGAGGCGUGAAGUCAAGUGUUUUAACUCCAAUGAGAGGUUCGCGAUCGGUCACCAUUGUGCAAAACUAGAAUUGAUGAUGCUGGUCGGCCGCUAGGAGGACGAGUCGGAGGAUGAAGUAGCGGCAAGAAGAGGCGAUCCAAAGGUGGAAGUUAAACCUUGAGGACAAGGUUGUUCUGAAGAAGGCGGGUAUGAUAGAAACCUUCAUUUCUACUAUUUCAUUAUAUGGACCAUUUUGUCAGUUUAUGUCUCUUAUGACUAGUCAGAGUUAUUUUAAGGGUCAUUUGAGAAAGAGUAAUAAUUUGGGGUAGCAUUGAGGGAUUUUUGGAUUAUAUAAAUAUUAUUAUAAGUGAGAAUUACCCGGUAAGUAAACCUAAUUCAGUUUCCCUAAUCCUCUCUUAUCUCUUUACCAUGCCGAAAAUCACCCCUCUUCCCACCUUGUUUCUACCGGAACCUCUGUUCUUCCCCCUAUCCUCAUUUCUCAAACUUCUUCCUUUCCUUUAAUCUCCUAUCAAUCGAGUAGAUCAUCUCCUUGGUGAUCGCUCCAUUUCCCUAAUCCCUAGAGAACAAUAGAAGCUCGAAAUUCGGGUUUCUAUCAAUGUCAUUAUCUUGCUUUGAUAGAGGUAACUAGUGCAUGUUGUUAACCUAGGUUGUGGUGACUACCCCCUAGAUUAUGCCUAGAAUCCACAUCAAGUGAGGCAUGAUUUUAAUAGUGUGACACUUUGUGUUGAAGUCAUGUUUGCCCUUGGGUGUACCCUCGUAUGAAUCCAAUCUUACAGCCCUAAAGAUUUGUCAGUUGCAUGACCAUUGAGUCGAGAAGUCCACUAUGAGUGCUCUAGGAGACAUCAUGAUGGAAGAGAGUGUUUCGUUUAUGCCUAUACCCGACCUGAUCUUAUAGUUAAGGGGAAAUAACCCCAAGUAUCUCUCUCUCGAACAAGUCAAUUUCAACUUAGUAGUGGUAGUAGUUUCGAAAUACCUCCCAAUUCAACUGUUAUAUUAAGCAGUAAUUAAGCACGAUAGUAGCAAUAUAUUCGAUGACCCUGGAAUACCGCGAGGGUUACCACAUUACUGCUUCGCCAACUUAGGAUGUACUUGUCCUAUGUUAGAGUACUUAGUAUAAUCGACAUUCGAGCUUAUAAAUUGUGAAGCUGAUAUCACAAACCAGCGGUUGAGGGAGCAAGUGCUACUCAUCUCAUGUUCAAGGAAGAUGGGAGAAAUUAUUUUUGGAGGGUUACCCAACAAAUGGUUUUCUAGACAGUUACCCCCAUGCCUAUAAAUGAGAGGGGAGGUCGACAUAGAUAAGAGUUCCUAAAACCAAAUAACUGACGCCUAAGUCAAAUUUAUAUCCUUUUCUCUAUAAGUAGCCAUAGACGUAGUGUGAAACUCUCAUUGUACCUCCAUAGUAGUAGAAAUAAUUUAGUUUAGUUCUGUUCCGAAAAAACCAUCAAUUAAACAUCCAUAUUUGAACUGUGUUCUAAGAGGCUUAAAUCUUGUCUUAGUAGUUGAUGUCCUAAAAUGUCAAAGCACAUUAAUUCAAUUAAACGUGAGUUUUCCCACUGAAAGACAAUCAUAUAGUUUUAGGUAGGGGUGUUUAAAUGGUUACCAUGGUAAUUACCAAAUCAAAUAAGUCUAAAUUUCAUUAACCAUGGAAUACAAUAUCAUAACCAAACCAUCCAAACUAAUACAACAACCAAAUUAACCAAACUAAAGUUUAAUCGGUUUGGUUAAUUGGUUAACCAAAAUAACAUCAUAUUAUCAUUAAAUGAGAAAAAUUUCC
Molecule: messenger RNA, 2242 nt
Organism: Linum trigynum
Lineage: Eukaryota; Viridiplantae; Streptophyta; Magnoliopsida; Malpighiales; Linaceae
Source: the annotation of a GenBank genome assembly